UCAGUACCACACUCCCCCCCCUCCUCUCUGGUCGCUCUUCCUGCCGCUGCUGCUGCUUUGCGCGCUGCGGGGCCACUGCGACCGCACCGAGGAGGAAGCCGCGGACAGAAAGGGGGCGCAGUCUGAGGCAGAGCGGCGGAGAGGCGCAAUUUCAAAGAGAAGACAUCAGCAUCCGUCCAAGAGGAGGACAGCAAGAAAAGAAGGGGGAGAAGAAGAAGAAGAAGAAGGAGGAGGAGGAGAGGAAGAAAAGAAGAAGAGAGGGUCGGACGCGGAUUUAAAAACACCUGAGCAGCAGCAGAAGGCGGAGACGCGUCACACCGCGCCGCGUUCUUCCUCCCUCAUCAUCUCUCAGUGGAAGUGAACAAGUGAAUAAGAAGGAGAAGAAGAAGAGGAAGGGAAGCAGCGGCAGAAAUCUGACGAAGCUCGGAUUCAGAACGACGAACGACGCGGUGUCGGAAACCUCCCCCCCUCCCCCCGCACCAGGGCCGAUUCUCUGCUGUAGCACCCAGCGCGGCGCGGCGACACCAUGAAGGACCGCACAGCGGAACUGCGAAGCGCUAAGGACAGUGAUGAUGAUGAAGAGGUGGUUCAGGUCGACAGGGACCACUUCAUGGAUGAGUUCUUUGAACAGGUGGAGGAGAUCAGAGGCUGCAUAGAGAAGCUGUCGGAGGAUGUGGAGCAGGUGAAGAAGCAGCACAGCGCCAUCCUGGCUGCACCCAACCCUGACGAGAAGACCAAACAGGAGCUGGAGGACCUCACAGCUGACAUCAAGAAAACAGCCAAUAAAGUCCGUUCAAAAUUAAAAGCAAUCGAGCAGAGCAUCGAGCAGGAGGAGGGGCUUAACAGAUCAUCAGCAGACCUGAGGAUCCGUAAGACACAGCACUCAACGCUGUCACGUAAAUUUGUGGAGGUGAUGACUGAGUACAACACCACGCAGUCCAAGUACCGCGACCGCUGCAAAGACCGCAUCCAGAGACAGCUGGAGAUCACUGGAAGAACCACCACCAACGAGGAGCUGGAGGACAUGUUGGAGAGCGGCAAGCUGGCCAUCUUCACUGAUGAUAUUAAAAUGGACUCUCAGAUGACGAAGCAGGCGCUGAACGAGAUCGAGACCCGACACACUGAGAUCAUCAAACUGGAAAACAGCAUCCGUGAACUGCACGACAUGUUUGUGGACAUGGCCAUGCUGGUGGAGAGCCAGGGAGAGAUGAUUGACAGAAUCGAGUAUAACGUUGAACACUCCGUGGACUACGUGGAGCGCGCUGUGUCUGACACUAAGAAGGCGGUUAAAUAUCAGAGUCAGGCUCGUAAGAAGAAGAUCAUGAUCAUCAUCUGUUGCGUCAUCCUGGGCGUGGUCCUGGCGUCGACCAUCGGCGGCACGCUGGGCUUCUAAGACGCUGCGCCCCCUGCUGCUGAUGACAGACACCUGACUGACCAGUUGCCAGCGGAGAAAACAAAACACCGACGACGACGACGACGACGACAACAACAACAACAACAACUACACAAAAACUUGAAACACAAAUGCAAGACCGAUAAUUAAUUAGCUAGAAGUCACAGACACGAGGAAACACGGCGAGGUCGGCUGGGGUUAAAAACACAACAACAUCAUAGACGACGUAAAUACAUCGCAUAUUUAUCUCCGAUUUAACGUGGGUUCACUUCCUGUUCACCACAACAUCUCCAAACGGCUUUUACUCGUUUCUUUAGCUUUCAUUUCUUUUUUUCUUUUUUUCUGGAGUCUCUGAGGACAGUGACGCUGACUGCGGGUGGGUGGGACUUCUGCGGGCGGGGCCAACGUCCCAGAACCGGCCUUCCUUCACGUUGACGUGAUUGGAUCAAACGCCUCCGUGUUGUCAGCUCUCAGGUUCUGGAGCGCUGGACCGUGUUAAAGCAGGUGGCAGGUUUCCAUGACAACCUCCUCCCCCAUCGAGUCACACCCAUCCAACCAAAGAGCAAAGGGGGGGGGGGGGGGGGGCGAUCUUUGGUUUGAUUGACAGGUGAAUGGAGGGAAAGAACAGGGACAGGAGGAGGGUUUAAAGGAUGGUGGGCGGAGUCAGACAGUCAAUCUAUGCAGUUUAGCUCAGAGGAAGACGACCUGUCCCGCCUCCUCCCACCUGACCUGACACAACCAGCCAAUGAGGAGCACAGGUCCGUGUUUCGUCACGUAGGUGUGGCUGACGCGCAGACCGGUGUCGUCGUCAAAUGUUCUUCCGGAAGAUUCUUAAAAAAAAGAGGGGAAAAAGUGUAGAAAAGGAGGAGCUCUGGUCACAUGACUCUGGUCACAUGACUGAUGAACGCGUGUUUGUCACUUGGUUGUUUCUCUGCUGUUUUAGUGCAUGUGUUUCAUUAUUCAGCCGUGUGUGUGUGUGUGUGUGUGGGUGUGUGUGAGAGACACACACACACGACCUGAUGUAAGCUAGUAUUAGCUGGUGUUAGCCAAUAUUAGCUGAUGUUAGCUAGUAUAAGCUGGUUUUGGUGAUGUUAGCCAGUGAUAGCUGGUAUUAGCUGGUUUUGGUGAUGUUUGCCAGUGUUAGCUGGUUUUAGUGAUGCUAGCCAGUGUUAGCUGGUGUUAGCUGGUGUUGUGUGUAGAUUGUGUAGAAGCUGCUUCUUGUUGGAGACAUUUUUGAUGUUCGAUGUUGUCUCCAAGUGUCUGUUCAUUAUCAUUCUUGACCCAUGACCCCUGGACAAAACAUAAAUCUGUACAUCAAGCUAACUUUAGCCUACUAGCUCCUGACUUUAUUUGUAUUAUUUUACAGGCUAGUAUGGAGCUUGUGAGAUUAUAUUUGUCAAACUAUUUAAAGUAACAGCCAUGAAACAUAGCAAUAUACACAAAGCAAAUAACUCGUUAGCAUUAUGUUUGAAAAUUUCAAUGAAGCUAACUGACCUGUGUGUCUGUGUUACAUGGAGGUUCAUCCACUUGUUGAGGGUUUGAGUUCAAAUCUGAACUUUGUGGGGAUUUGUGAUAACUAACGUCAAACUAAGGCCGACAUAAAUAGACACACACACACGUGAUUAAAAUAAUAUAAUAAUAAUGAUUAAAAUAAUGUUUUUUGGUUAUAGUUCAGCGACCCCCACAGAUCCCUUCAUGGGAGUUCAAAACCUCUUUAGAUAACUCCAGUCUGUGCUUCAGCGCCACACACACCACAGUCACUGUCAGCACGACAACAACAACCUUAAACGAGUCAAUGCUACGACCAAAGCAAUAAUGUCAGUGUGUAGUUUUUGAGUUAACGCGCUGUGUUCAGAUUCUGUUGUUGAAUAAAUGACACCGAUGCUAUUUUGUCAAACAAUAGAAAAUUCUGUAAGUCUGGAAGGUUCUGUUAGCCUAAUAUCAGGCUAAUGUUAGCCUCAUGUUAGCCUAAUAUCAGCCUAAUGUUAGCCUCACGUUAGUCUAAUAUCAGCCUAAUGUUAGCCUCACGUUAGCCUAAUAUCAGCCUAAUGUUAACCUGUCAGCCAGCAAACUUAUCCACAUACAGGUACUGUUAGCUGCUGUACAGGUGAAGGUUUUAGUUCACUGAAGUUAAUCGAACAAAUCAAAGUCCGUACGACGAAAACUCGAUUUUUUAUGCAGUAACCAUGGAAACGUUAAACUGGAGCGAGCUCGUAAUAUUGUCAAUGUCCUGUCGUGGUCCGUGUUAAUCGCUCCUUGCUAUUUUGUACAAACAUGACGUAAAGAACCCGACUUCUCUUGUUGUACAUUUCCCACGAGAAAAAAGAAAGAAGCAAGAAAGAACUUCCACGUCGUCAUUGUUUGCGUCUGUAGUUCAACAUGUCGACGGUUGUCAUGGUGAUAUCACAGUGGUUUGUGACGAUGCUGUCGUAGCACCAGCCAUUUGUGUGUUUGUUGUUUUCUGCUCCGUAUGUCCGUCCAUCAGGCCCCGCCCACACCUUCCCCCAGGGACAGAAACCCUGCACGUUAGUGUUCGCUCAGUCCCCGCCCAUUCUGUCUUUGCUUCCUUUAGAUGUUUGUAAAAAAAGAUGAGGAUGAUGUUUAGGAUUGGGAGUCUGGCCCCGCCCACCCCGCUGUGUGUAAUAAAAAUAAUAAUAAUAUUUAAAAAGGCAUGCAAAAGCGUUGUGGAGUUUGCAUGAUGGUGUUUUUGUAACUGCGACCUUUGACCCUCAUUGUCGUGCACUUUACGCUCAUCGGACUUUGAUGUGAUUUCAUUUCAGACCUCACGGUGGCGCUAGUGUCCUCUGUAACAGUGUUUUUGUUCAACAUUUAAACGUGAAAGACGCCGAUUUACACCACGCCCACUGCUUGCCCCGCCCCCUCAACUUUGAUUAUUGUGAGUGUGAAGAGCUGGAGGCUAACGUAUCGUUAGCGCUCCACUGGCCUUCUUGUGUGUGUGUGUGCGCGCGUGUUUGACGAAUUCUACUUGAUUUGUUUUCUUUUUUAAAGGAAAGAGAAACAAGCCGAUGUAUUUAUUGACGCCACGAUCACUGUUAUUAUUAUUAUUAUAUUUAUUGAAAUUCAAACCAAAGCGUUUUUAGCUCCGCCCCUCAAGUGUUUGCCACUAAUAUCAAAGAGCACAACACGAGUCGAGUUUACAGAGUUUAUGUUGAAAAUGAAAAAAUAUAUAAAAACAUUCAAUGUUAAUGUAACCAUAAAAUCUAUGAAAGCCCCCCCACAUCACCAGCCCGGACCACAUGUCCGUCUGUCACACCACAAACAAACAAUGUCUGGCUCUGCCCCCACUUUUCCUUUAGUUUGUGAUGUCAGAAAAACGUGACGCAGAUUCGUGAAAUUACAACCCUGGAAGCGUGGCUCCGCCCCCUCACACAUUCACACACAGGUUGAAUGCUCUCUGCAGCACUAACUGACACAUCGUAGCCCCUCCCACCCAUCGGCCCUGGGUUCAAAGCUCUGCCCCCUAAUUAGUUAAUGUGUUUGUGAUCAAAUUAUUAUUUUUAUCUUUUAUCUUUUCGUUGUUAAUGCUAAAAACAGUGUGAUGCUAGUAAAUUAGCUGCAAUAGCUUAGCCACUUUUUUUUACAUCACUACUGUGUGUGUGUGUGUGUGUGUGUGUGUGUGUGUGUGUGUGUGUGUGUGUGUGUGUGUGUGUGUGUGUGUGUGUGUGUGUGUGUGUGUGUGUGUGGAGUUGACCUGUCGUUAGCCGUUAGCAUGUGUGUUGUCUCACACACACACACACACACGCGGUCUUCCAUGUUUGUAUGCAGCAGACGCCAAAUUCGUCCGUUUGCGAUCAUUUUGUCCAUUUUGUCUGUCGGACGGUAAAACUACGAUGAUUUUUGUCUUCCUGAAAAUUUUUUUUCUCACAAACCAAAACCCGCUUCACUGCGGUGGGCGGAGCUCAGUGCUCGUCACGAUGAAGCUCCGCCCACAUCUUUCUGCUCUCUCAUCGUAACGAGACAGUGUUUGGUUUGUAUCAGUGUUUUUCCCCAGUUGGGGGGGGGUUGUCGGGGGUGGGGCCAUGGAGACAGACCACACCCACAUGGUCUGUGCCAUAGCAAGUAAGAUAAACACAUAAUUAUCAUGAUUAUGAUUAUUAUUAUUACCAUAAAUGACAAAUAAAUGCAGUAAAACAUUUGCAAAAACCCAGAGGGAGAAAGUUCGGCUUCACACAAACGAUUCUGAAGAAGACGACGACGACGUUAUGUUAUCAUCAAUCAAAGUAGUAAAUAUUGAAUAUUGAAUGCUCGCUGAAACGUUUCUUUGUGUUCUGUAAUUAUUGUAAAUAACUUCAAAGAGAGAAAAAUGACUUGCAUGUCUAUGUAUAAAAAUCUACUGAGAUAUUUAUUCCUGUCAAAGUUGUCCACGUGUCCCAUCUCUGUCCGCUCUAAGCUCCGCCCCAUCAUCUCGACAACGCUUUUUUUUUUUGUUUGUGGUUUUGAGAGAGAGAGAAAUAUUUACACCUGCUGUCAUAGCACACAUGACACGCCCACGUCACAUGACGUUUCAGUGGCAGAGUGGUCUUUUCAGAAUAAAAGGAAAGAUUUUCUGUUUGUUUUUAAACGCAGCUACAACCACUCAUCACCAUCAUCCCAGUUCCAGAGGCUCCGCCCACUGGCUCCUCUGAUGAAAGUGCUUCCCUCCAUAUUAGGUAAAAUAACCCCGUCUCCAGGCCACACCCCCUGAUCACUUCAGGAGCCCUGUUAGCGGUUUCCGAACUCUCUCUCUCUCUCUCUGUUUGAGUCGAGUUCAGAUGUCCCCGCCCACAUGACAAACUUCGCAGACCAGUGUUGAAACUUCCCGUGUUUGUGCGUCCGUCGUUGGUUCUUUGUUCCGUUUCUCAGAAGCGUCGAAGUGGCAGAGGUUGGACAGGAAGUCUGAACGUCUGGACAGGAAGUGACCUCGCAGUUUCCUCCUGCUCAGACGAUCAGAGGGUUUGAGGAACGACGUCGUUCUCCCGGAGUCGCCCUCGGUCUCCGCCUCACACAGGCCUGACACAACAAAGCGUGCAAUAUUCCGAGAAACAAGGGCUGAACUUCUCUCACGCGGAGGCAUCCGGGCCGGGAACUCCGGCGACCGCGACCACAGGAGCGAACGCACUUGUUUUUAGGGAACGUGGGAAAUCAAACAUCGGGAAGAGCAAAAAAAAAAAAUCCAUAAUUUGGAAAACGGUAAAACAAACACGGACAGAGACGUCGCCAUUUCAGAGCAACUUUGACGGGAAAUGCAACUUUGUGUCCUGUUUUUUUUUGUGUGUGUAUGUGUGCGUAGCGUAAUGUAAAAGCGAUCUGUCCCCCCCACAGAAACCCCUCCCCCUUCUAUGCCCCGCCCCCUCUCUCGUACUGCUGUUGGCUGUUCUGUUUAGUUCAUGUGACGUGCCAGUAUUCCCCCCUCCCCUCCCCGUUCACCCACCCCCCCCCUUACGCCCCCCCAUGGAUCUUUAAGAUGACAACUCUAUGCAGAUGCUGUCUUUUAUAAGUGUGUCAAAAUUUUAAUUUAAAAUAAAAACUUGGAAAAAAAAAAGCCAAACCCUGACGGAAAUGUUUGAAACGAUAAGAAAAAAAAAACAAUAAAGAAACGGAUUGUUAAGUGUCAA
Molecule: messenger RNA, 7008 nt
Organism: Solea solea (common sole)
Lineage: Eukaryota; Metazoa; Chordata; Actinopteri; Pleuronectiformes; Soleidae
Gene: stx1b
Product: syntaxin 1B
Exons: 10
Coding region: 527-1393 (288 amino acids)
Biological process (GO): intracellular protein transport; vesicle fusion; exocytic insertion of neurotransmitter receptor to postsynaptic membrane
Cellular component (GO): endomembrane system; plasma membrane; SNARE complex
Molecular function (GO): SNAP receptor activity; SNARE binding
Source: RefSeq, a predicted model, not a curated record